Apaloderma vittatum (bar-tailed trogon) is the source of this 1896-nucleotide messenger RNA. RefSeq names its product immunoglobulin superfamily member 10-like. Gene Ontology annotation, cellular component: extracellular region. Lineage: Eukaryota; Metazoa; Chordata; Aves; Trogoniformes; Trogonidae. The record is from RefSeq and is a predicted model, not a curated record.
AUGGGAAGCCGAAUCCAUGUCUACCCCAACGGAUCCUUGGUUAUCGAGGCAGUUACUGAAAAGGAUGCAGGUGACUAUCUGUGUGUCGCGAGGAACAAAAUUGGAGAUGACCUGAUACUGAUGAAAGUCAGCAUCACAAUGAAACCAGCCAAGAUUGACCAGAAACAGUAUUUCAAGAAACUGGUGCCGUACGGAAAAGAUUUCAGAGUGGACUGCAAAGCCUCCGGGUCACCCGCGCCGGAAAUAUCCUGGGGUUUGCCGGAUGGGACGGUGAUCAACAACGCCAUGCUGGCAGACGACAGCGGGCGCAGGUCUCACAGAUAUGUCCUCUUUGACAAUGGAACUCUGUAUCUCAACAAGGUUGGAGUAGGAGAAGGAGGAGAUUACACUUGCUAUGCUCAAAACACGCUGGGAAGAGACGAAAUGAAGAUCCACAUCACAGUCGUCAUGGCAGCCCCUCAGAUAAAGCACAACUACAAGACACACGUCACAGUGAACGCUGGCGACAUGGUGUUGCUGGACUGUGAAGCUGCUGGAGAACCCAAGCCAAAAAUAUUCUGGUUGCUGCCUUCCAGUGACAUGAUCUCCUCGUCAACAGCCAGACACCUCCUGCACGUCAACGGUUCUCUGUCGGUCAGUCGGGUCAAACUGGUAGAUGCCGGCAAAUAUAUGUGUGUUGCUCGUAAUCCCGGAGGGGACGACACAAAACUGUACAAACUGGAUGUCGUUGCUAAACCACCCAUCAUAAACGGUUUAUACACGAACAAAACCAUCAUGAAAGUGACGGCGGUGAGGCAUUCGAAGAAACAGAUUGACUGCAGGGCGGAAGGGACGCCUCCCCCUCAGGUCAUGUGGAUCAUGCCUGACAAUAUUUUCCUAACGGCUCCGUAUUACGGGAGCAGGAUCACAGUACACAAAAACGGGACGCUUGAGAUCCGGAACAUAAGGCCUUCAGACACAGCAGAUUUUACCUGUGUGGCCCGUAAUGACGGCGGGGAGAGCGUGCUGGUGGUGCAGCUGGAGGUUUCGGAGAUGCUAAGGCGACCCAUGUUUAAAAACCCGUUCAACGAAAAAAUAAUAGCAACCCCUGGGAAAAGCACCAUGCUGAAUUGCUCGGUGGAUGGGAACCCCCCGCCCGACGUCAGCUGGAUGCUGCCCAACGGCACGUGGUUUUCCGGCGGCAUCAAGACUUCCCAGUUCCUCUCGGGAAGCGGCGGCACCCUCACCAUCCACAGCCCUGACCGGCACCAGGCGGGGAAGUACCGCUGCGCCGCCAGGAACCAAGUUGGCUACAUCGAGAAGUUGAUCAUCGUGGAGGUGGGCCAGAAGCCCAGUAUCCUCGCCCACCCUUUGGGGCUGGACGGGGAGCCGCUGGCCCUCCACUGCCUGUCCGAUGGGAGCCCUCGCCCCAGCACGGCGUGGACCCUGCCAGGGGGGCACGUGCUGGACCGGCCGCAGGUCAAUGGGAACCACGUCCUGCUGGAAAACGGCACGCUGCUCAUCCGGGAGGCCACCGUGCAUGACAGAGGGGAUUACGUGUGCAAGGCUCACAACAGUGCCGGAGAGUCCUCCGUGACGGUGCCGGUCGUGAUCGUGGCGUACGCGCCCAGGAUUACGAGCAGACCCCCGCGGACCGUGCACACGCUGCCUGGCGCGGCCGUCCAGCUCCACUGCGUCGCACUGGGAAUACCGAAACCCGAAAUCACCUGGGAGUUACCUGACCGCUCGCUGCUCUCUACAGGUCACUGGGGCCGGGCAUCUGGGAACAAGCUGCUUCACCCGCCGGGGACGUUACUCAUCCAGAAUCCCCGACCCUCAGACUCUGGCGCGUACAAGUGCACAGCGAGGAACCAUCUCGGCAGCGAUUUCACUGUAACGUACGUUCACGUCAUCUGA